GAAUGAGCAUGCUUGCCUGCCCGGGGUCCCCUUAGUCAUCCCAACAUCAUGUGUCCGCUGUUCAGCCCUCCUCUGUCCGUCCACGGAGGGGACCCCGCAGCAGCCAAGGGCCUGACCCUGUCCCCUAUGAUGGCGUGGUGGGUGCUGGGAGGUGGCCGGGGAAGCCGGGCUCUAGGCGUGCCUUCCAGGGGGGAUCCAGUCCAAGAACAGACCAGGAGCCCUCACCCCCAGGCCCCGGGGAGCCUUGCUUCAGGGCCUCCCAGGCUGCCCAGGGCUGCGGGCCCCAGGCCGGUGGUGACCUCGGGGGGGCCAGUCGUCCUGGGCAUUUGUUAGAUCAGGAAGUGUUUGUGUGGAGGUGCUGGGGGGUGCAGGGCGGUGCAGGCCCCACAGGAGGGAGGCCAGUGCCAGAGGACCCAGCAAGGGGGGUUCAGGGGGAGGGAGAAGGGGUUCCUCCGCCGACCACAGGGUGAUGGUGGCCCCGUCCCCUGGGGAAGGAGGCUGGGCCGGGCUGGGCGCGGGGCUGCGAGGGGAAUUGGCCCCCACAGCCCACUGCGAUGGGGAGGAAGCCUGGUCCCCGGGGUCCUGGGCAGGGCUGUGGGGGAGGAGGGACCCCAGCUUGGGACGGGCACCUUAUCUGCGGGUGUCAGUGAGAGCCAUCCCGGGGCUGUUAUCAGCACCAGAGUCCACAGGACGCUCCCGGGUUAACGUGUAACCGCUCCCCGGCCCUCCACCCCCAGAGCCAUUGGUGCCCCGGCUGCGGCCACUCUGCGUGGGGGUCUCAGGCUGUCAUGGACGUCCGCAGAGAGAGGCCGCCCCGCAGCCCGCCCUCCUCAGCCCAACCACACCUGGGCAGCCUGAGCCCCUUCUUGCUCACCUGCACGGCCUACUUCUUCCUCUGGAUCCCUGAGGACCCGCCGUCCAGGGUGGGCGCCCUGGUCAAGUGCCUGCCGGUGCUGUGCCUGGUGGGGCUCCUGCGGGCGAACCCGGGCUCCAGCUCUGGCUCCGGCUCCGGCUCCAGCGGGGGCUACAGCCUUCGCCUGCAGGUGGCCCUGCUCUUCUCGGCCCUCGGGGAUGUCUUCCUCAUCUGGCCUGAGAACUUCCUCUAUGGCGUCCUCGCCUUCGGCAUGGCCCAGCUGCUCUACUCCUGGGCCUUUGGGUUCAGCCCCCUGCGUCCCGGCCUCCUGGUGCCCAUCGUCCUGUACUCCCUCCCGUUCUCCGGCCUCCUGCUGCUGCACCUCCCGCCAGACCUGGUGCUGCCCGUGUCGGCCUACGGGCUGGCCCUGUCCACCAUGCUGUGGCAGGGCCUGGCCAGGGGCGGGAGUACCCGCUGGGGCGCCCUGCUCUUCGCUGCCUCCGACUCCCUGCUGUCCUGGCACACCUUCAUCCAGCCCCUGGCCCACGGCCGCCUGCUGAUCAUGGCCACCUACUACGCCGCCCAGCUCCUCAUCACCCUGUCGGCCUUCCAGAGCCCCAAGCUCAAGACCCACUGACCAGGGGCCCCGACCGGCCGGCGUCCGCCCACUCCCCUCCUGCAGGGACCCAGGCCUUGCAGCUGGGCCCAGACGGGGAGCCGCCCGUGGGGGCCAGAGCCAGGCUCCCAGACUCCCGUCUGCAGGCCGCCGUCCACCUGUGAGAACCGUUUGCAGAAUUCCGGAUGCACCGCCGAGUUCGGAACACCUUUCCUCGGUUCUGGUUCCGGGUUCCAGGCCCCUCAACUAGGCCCGGGCUGGGCCUCCCCAAGCCCCGGCUGCUCCUGUGACCUCCAGGGGCCUUCAGAGUCCGCUGGCCCCCUCCCUCUGGCCUUGAUCUAUUUCCCUGUUGCCUGAGUAAAGGGAAGGAGGAAAUAACAUCUCCUUUAUUUGGGGAGGGGAGGGGGGAGGCAUGGUCAGAUCACAGCAAAAGGGUAUUUCUUCUUUUUCUUCCUUACAACAAAAUUUUCCAUUAAA
Molecule: messenger RNA, 1946 nt
Organism: Myotis myotis
Lineage: Eukaryota; Metazoa; Chordata; Mammalia; Chiroptera; Vespertilionidae
Gene: TMEM86B
Product: transmembrane protein 86B
Exons: 3
Coding region: 789-1490 (233 amino acids)
Cellular component (GO): membrane
Source: RefSeq, a predicted model, not a curated record